AUGGCCGCCGUAGUGCGGGGGAUUCGCGAGAAGCUCAGCAUUCCGCGCGAGGCGUUGCUGCAGGACGGCGUGCUCCGCUAUCGGCCGGACGCCUACCAGUUCGAGAUCGAGCAGAUCGAUUCACCUUCCUACCCGGGCAUGGUCUCGGUCUACCGCACGCACCACGUGCAGGUCGACAUCCUCGACGGCGGUCUGCCCGCGUUCGCGGGCCGUGGGUUGCCGGAGUGCAACCCCUUCACCACUCUGGAGACCACCCCGCUCGGCACCACCACAAACUUCUGGAAGUGGAGCAGCAUCGAGGAGGCGCUGGGUGACAGAGUGGUGAAAUUCCCACCCAAGGCGCUGUCCGCGAGCUGCCCUCGGUCGACCUCCGCAGAUGGCGGCGCGCCCCUGGGAACGGGAACGCGCAUGCUGGGGCCCGAGGACCUCCCCAGCGAGGAGGCAUUGGCGGGCUACCUGCGGUCCGCUGGGAUCGACCCCACGAAGUACGGGGUGGGGAAAGCGAAGCCCCUGUCGUCGCUCAUCAAAGAGGUACAGAAGGGCGACUCGCGCCUGGAGUGGACGGAGAGCCCGCCAAGCCUGCGGCGGGUGGUGGAGCCCGUGUUCAUGCAACUGCGCUGGGGCAAGCUGGUGCUGGUGGAGGCGGAGCAGCGUUUCACAAACGGAACCUGCCGCAAGCGCAACAUGCUACUGGCGGAGAAGAUGUCACCGGAGGACGCCGACGCCGCCGACACGUGCAUCCGCGGCCUCUUCGAAGAGCUGAACCUGCCGGAGGACCUGUCGCCCCCGAAGGACUACUUCCGCUUCAUGCAGGAGUCCUACUGCUGCUUGGCAGAGCACCUCGAAUCGCCCUCUUAUCCGGGCCUCGCCUGCGUGUACACGACGCACUACUGUAGCGUGCAGCUGGUCGAUUCAGGUCUCAGCAGGCUCCGGGAGAUCGGGAUCUUGGAGGAGGAGUUCGAGACCCCCGAGGACGACAAAGUCAACGUCUGGAGGUGGACCGACAUCAAGGAGGCCCGCGAGAGCAAGGCGAAGGGCUUCCCGGCCUUCGAGGCGUUCUCCUCCUCGGACGCGAGCUCACCCCAGAGCCAAGAGGCCUCAUUUGAGCCCGUGGCCAGCAUCCCCACGGACCCGGCCCAGAUGUGCGUCUUCCUCGAGAUCGGCGGCGUGAACGUUAGCUUGUGGGGCAAAUUCGUGCACGAUUCGCUGCUGUCUCUGAUGGACGAGGUGGAAAAGGGUGUCUCUCGCCUGGAGAGGGACGUAGAGACAGGGAAGCUGCGGCGUGUGAUGACCUCCAGCCACGUGCAUUUCAACCUGUCGAGCGCGGCGGCGGGGCGCCCUGGCGCCCCGGCAGGGCCCGGCUCACACUUCGGGCGGGACGAGGCCAUGGACCUGGUGCGGUACCGGAGCGACCUCGAAUGCUUCGAGGUGGAGCACGUCAACGUUGCGGCGUACCCUGGCCUGCCGUGCUUCCACCAGACGCGCCAGAUGCACUUCGCACCCCGCAGCAGCGAGCACCCCGCGGACGCGCCCGGGGACGGCGACGCCGCUGCGGCGGAGGCGGCCCCGCGGAGCGACGGCGUCGGCAAGGAGGGCUCCGCCGGCGCCGGUCUCGCCCGCCUGCUCCCGUCCCUCAUCGGGCGCCGCAGCGCGAGCUUCCCCGGCGACGCCGCACCGCCCCUCAAGCAAGCGGAGAGCACGAGGAGCGCUGCCACGGAGGGGCCCAAGGCUGAGCCCGACGGCGUGGCCCUGGCGCCGUGGCUGCGCAGCGAGGACGCCCUCGGCCGCUUCCUGGAGGAGCACGGUGUCAGCACUCGGCUCUUCGGCGUGGGUUCCGCGAAGACAGUAGCGGAGCUCCUGGCGGAGCUCCGCGCGCAGGCUUGCCACUUGGAGCUCCAGAGCCGCGGCCCUGGCAGCAGCGGGGACGAGCCUCCGAAGAAGGAGAGCCCAGUGGUGCUCCGCAUCGUGGAGCCGAUCUUCGUCCGCCUGCGCUGGCGCGGGUGCGUGCUGGUCCAGGACUCGCAGAAGAUGCUGGAUGGGCGCUUCCGCGAACGCAACAUGCUGCUCGCGGAGAAGAUGGAGCCCAGCGACGGCGGCGGCAUCAUGGCCGCCGUAGUGCGGGGGAUUCGCGAGAAGCUCAGCAUUCCGCGCGAGGCGUUGCUGCAGGACGGCGUGCUCCGCUAUCGGCCGGACGCCUACCAGUUCGAGAUCGAGCAGAUCGAUUCACCUUCCUACCCGGGCAUGGUCUCGGUCUACCGCACGCACCACGUGCAGGUCGACAUCCUCGACGGCGGUCUGCCCGCGUUCGCGGGCCGUGGGUUGCCGGAGUGCAACCCCUUCACCACUCUGGAGACCACCCCGCUCGGCACCACCACAAACUUCUGGAAGUGGAGCGGCAUCGAGGAGGCGCUGGGUGACAGAGUGGUGAAAUUCCCACCCAAGGCGCUGUCCGCGAGCUGCCCUCGGUCGACCUCCGCAGAUGGCGGCGCGCCCCUGGGAACGGGAACGCGCAUGCUGGGGCCCGAGGACCUCCCCAGCGAGGAGGCAUUGGCGGGCUACCUGCGGGCCGCUGGGAUCGACCCCACGAAGUACGGGGUGGGGAAAGCGAAGCCCCUGUCGUCGCUCAUCAAAGAGGUACAGAAGGGCGACUCGCGCCUGGAGUGGACGGAGAGCCCGCCAAGCCUGCGGCGGGUGGUGGAGCCCGUGUUCAUGCAACUGCGCUGGGGCAAGCUGGUGCUGGUGGAGGCGGAGCAGCGUUUCACAAACGGAACCUGCCGCAAGCGCAACAUGCUACUGGCGGAGAAGAUGUCACCGGAGGACGCCGACGCCGCCGACACGUGCAUCCGCGGCCUCUUCGAAGAGCUGAACCUGCCGGAGGACCUGUCGCCCCCGAAGGACUACUUCCGCUUCAUGCAUGAGUCCUACUGCUGCUUGGCAGAGCACCUCGAAUCGCCCUCUUAUCCGGGCCUCGCCUGCGUGUACACGACGCACUACUGCAGCGUGCAGCUGGUCGGUUCAGGUCUCAGCAGGCUCCGGGAGAUCGGAAUCUUGGAGGAGGAGUUCGAGACCCCCGAGGACGACAAAGUCAACGUCUGGAGGUGGACCGACAUCAAGGAGGCCCGCGAGAGCAAGGCGAAGGGCUUCCCGGCCUUCGAGGCGUUCUCCUCCUCGGACGCGGGCUCACCCCAGAGCCAAGAGGCCUCAUUUGAGCCCGUGGCCAGCAUCCCCACGGACCCGGCCCAGAUGCGCGUCUUCCUCGAGAUCGGCGGCGUGAACGUUAGUUUGUGGGGCAAAUUCGUGCACGAUUCGCUGCUGUCUCUGAUGGACGAGGUGGAAAAGGGUGUCUCUCGCCUGGAGAGGGACGUAGAGACAGGGAAGCUGCGGCGUGUGAUGACCUCCAGCCACGUGCAUUUCAACCUGUCGAGCGCGGCGGCGGGGCGCCCUGGCGCCCCGGCAGGGCCCGGCUCACACUUCGGGCGGGACGAGGCCAUGGACCUGGUGCGGUACCGGAGCGACCUCGAAUGCUUCGAGGUGGAGCACGUCAACGUUGCGGCGUACCCUGGCCUGCCGUGCUUCCACCAGACGCGCCAGAUGCACUUCGCACCCCGCAGCAGCGAGCACCCCGCGGACGCGCCCGGGGACGGCGACGCCGCUGCGGCGGAGGCGGCCCCGCGGAGCGACGGCGUCGGCAAGGAGGGCUCCGCCGGCGCCGGUCUCGCCCGCCUGCUCCCGUCCCUCAUCGGGCGCCGCAAUAAUUGCAGCACGACGAGCGUGGCCUCUGACUACGGCACGCCGCUCCGCAGCACUCGCAGCUCGGAGGUCUCCGUCAUGCCCUUAAAGACGUACGAGUACGACGAGUGCCAGUCGCGUCUGCUCCCCCUCUACGACCAGCUGCGAAGCCUACGCAGCAAUCUGCGGUUCAAGAUGAUCGCGCAUGCCGAUUGCACGAGCGAAUUUUCGGACCAGGCCGUGGCGUGCUCGUGCAUGAUCCAAUCGAUUCGCAAUGUGAACCCGCUGAACGCCACGUUCCAGUGCUGUUUCACAGUAUUCCUCGAGUGGCUGGACUCCUCCGCAGCGGGCCUUCCCGAGGGUAACCUCGGGGAGGGAGUGCAUGGGGUCCUGAACAUCCCCGAGAUCGAGCUGCAGAACACCCUGGCCACCAGCAAGAAGGUCCAAUCGCCUCCCCAGGUCGUGGACCCAGCCACGGGCCACGUGGCGUGCACGAUACGCUACGAGGCGCUCGUGCAGAUGGAGCUCGACAUGCGCCUCUUCCCCUUCGACGCCCAGCGCCUCGUCCUCGUGCUGGGCCUGCGGGCCCGGCGGGACCGGCGCCGCGCGCUGGCGUGCCAGUCGUGCCUCGCGGACGCGCAGAUCCGCCUGGAGGAGUGGCGCGUCAUGCGCACCUUUGCGCACAGCGACUCUCCGGACGGGCGCGCCCGCAUCCAGUUCGGCGUGAUGAUAUCCCGGCGCUAUGGGUAUUACGUCGUGACCGUCUUCACCACCCUGCUGGCCAUUGCCACCUCGAGUUUCGCGGCCUACGUGCUGCCCGCCGCGGAGGUGUGGGACCGUCUCCGCUUCGGGAUCGCCAUCCUCUUCGCGCAGAUCACCUUCCGCCUCGCGCAGGACAACAAGCUUCCGAAGGUGGCCUACGCCACGAUCUUCGAUAUGUACGCAAUGUUCUGCCAGGUCAUGGUCUUGGGGAUGAUACUCGGCUUCAUCCUGGUCAGCAUGUGCGACCAGGACAUCUUUGGCCAUCGUGCUCGCCAUGCUACCGGCACCUUGGACCGGGCCUGUGGCGCCCUGCUCUUCUGCAUGUGGUCGCUCGGGCACCUCGCCGGGCUGCAGAGAGUCAUACGCCAGCGGCGCGAGCAGCGCUGUUCGUUGCUGCAGCUGUCGAGCUCCAGCCAGGGCUCACCUCAGGCGGCGGAGGCGGACGCACUUCAGAAACAGCUGGCCACCUUACAAGCGGGCCUCCACUAUCGUGAGUCUACGCUCGAGCGAAGGUCUGUCAUGAGCCGCCGGGUGAGCCAGGCGGUGUCCCUGGACGUGCACGUGUGGCUGCUUCACGACAUCAACCCCCUGACUGGCACUUUCGAGUGCAAGUUCUCCGUCACCCUCGGAUGGCUCCACGAGGGGGCCGUGGGCCUGCCGGAGGGGGCGCCGCUGACGGCCCAGCAGCUCAGCCUGGUCGACGUCCCCGAGCUGGAUGUGCACAACAAGGUCGAGCUGGUGUUGGAGGAGGGCCCCCGCGUGUGCGUGGCCUGCUCUUCCAGUGGCCGGGUCCUCUCGACGUCUCGGUUCCACGCCAAGCUGCAGAUGAACUUGAAUUUGCGGGAGUUCCCUUUCGACUCCCACACCCUGCCCGUCCACAUCAUCAUGCCUCACGAGAAGGAUGAGAGGCGCGCCUUCGUGCACUGCGGCGGCCAGCUGGGAGAGAGCGCCCAGAUGCUGGACGAGUGGUUCGUCAGAGGCCACACGGUGGACCCAGACACGGGCAACGGCGUGCCGACGGCGUCGCUCCAGAUCCACCUGCAGCGGCGCUCCUUCUUCUACGUGGUGAGCGUGAUGGCUGUCCUGCUGGGGAUCUCGUCGUUGGUGUUCACCGUGUAUGUGAUUCCGAUGGACUCCAGCGGCAUGGAUUUCGCAAAUCAAGGGAAGAUCUUGGUGCCCCUCGUCAUGACCCUCCUCGCGUUCAAGCUCUUGACUGCGUCAGGCAAGCUGCCCACCGUUGCUAGCGCCACCAGCUUUGAUCGGUACAUGAUUGCAUGUGAGAUGAUGUUGCUGGGGACCAUCGUCAUCUGUACCGCGUCUCGUGGCUUUGCGCGACUCUAUGGAGUCGGCUCAGUGCAGUCUUACCGCACCUACGCCGCCAUGAUAUCCGCUCUCUUGUGGGUGGCGUUCAACGUCUACUUCGCGCUCAGCGUCUGGCUCGCGCGGCGGAGCAACGAUCGCCAGACGACCGCCGCGCUCACGUGCACACGGACCCACUGGAGCAGCGAUGCGCCCGGCUUCGAGGAGCAGUGCGCGCAGCUGCAGCACGUGAGACCCGACGCGGGCGACAUCCAGGGAAGCGCCUCCUCGGCGGUGAUGCUGCGCAUCGUGAUGAAGAGCAUCCACUCGGUGAACCCGGCCGGCGGCACGUUCCAGGCCGAGCUCGUGGCGAGGCUCGAGUGGCUCAGCCCGGGUGCGGUGGGCAUCGCCGCGGGCUCCGAGCUGUCCAGCGAGCAGCUGGGGCGCCUGCAGCAGCCCAAGCUCAUGGUCCAGAACGCCAUCGGCUGCUCUGCCAAGGUGCUCGACGGUGCGCGCGUGGUCGACGGUGCCACUGGCCACGUCACCUGCCAGGUGCAGAUCAAGGCGUCGGUGCAGAUGCGGCUUCACUUGGCACAGUUCCCGUUCGACGAGCAGGUCCUCGAGGUGGUGGUCAUGCUCCCAGACCCAGGCGAUCGGCACCGCAGCCUGGUGAUCGAGCACCUGGAUUGCGCAGACGUGGCGCGGGUGGGCGAGUGGAUCGUGCUCGGAGACGUCUCAGCAUGUGGCCGUCGGAUGGGCAUAUCGUGGGCUUCCGUUGGAGUGAAGAUCAAGCGCUCCAGCCGCUACUAUGUCUUGAAUAUGGUGUCGCUGUGCUUGUGGUGUGUCGCCGGCUUCUCGUUGUACGCCCUUGAUGUCAGCGAUUUCCAGAAUAGGGGGAAAAUCUUGGUCGGCGUGUUGCUCGUUCAGAUUGUUGCCAAGCUCGCCGUAUCCAGCAAGCUGCCCCGCAUCGCCCGGACUACCGCUUACGAUCGAGUGUCGUUGAACAAUUUGGCGAUGCUCUUCUGCGUAGGCAGCGGCGCGGCACUCUGCUGCGCCCUGAACCAGCUGGAGGGCUGGGAGGAGUCCAGCAAGGUCUGCGAUUCGAGCGUCGCUUGCGCUGUCUUCCUGGCUUGGGUGCUCAUGAACGCCGUAACUGCGCUCCAAGUGCACAGGUCGCUGAGGGGAAGCCGCCGCGCCAUGCGGGAGCUGGACGCGAACCAUCGCAACGCCCAGGCCGUCGACCAGGCUUCCAUAGGGCGGGAGGUAGCCCUCAUGCGCCCCUGUGUGUUGCCAGAGUCGCCCGUGUCUCGUCAGGCGAACUCUAAACAUGAACGGUUCAGCAGUGUCGACAUCAGCAAGCAAGACCAGAGGGCGGCCAUCAAUGUCGGUGCCAAGGUCCAGCUCAUUUCUGACGUGGACACCAGCUCCGGCACGGUGGAGUCAAAAUUCCAUGUCUUUCUGGAUUGGUUUGACACUGCAGGGGUGCACCUGCACCAGCAGAGGCGCACCAACAGCAGUGCGCUGCCAGCCGAGGAACAGGCGGUAGUGCCAAACAUCAAGGUGCGCAAUGCAAUAAAGAUCAUCAUGGAGGAUUGCUCCGAUGUCAAAGUCUUGGACGCCGCAACGGGCCACUGCUCCUGCCACAUUCAGUUCCACGCGCGCCUCUACAACAGGUUCGACCUGCGCAGCUUCCCCUUUGACCGCCAGAGGCUGGAGAUCGAGCUCGCGCUCGAGAAUUGCCCGGACCGCUUCCUGGUGGGAAGUUGCUGUGAGAGUACGGACCGGGGCUCGAGGCUCGACGACUGGAAGCUGCAGGACGUCUCGCUCAGUGUCGACCACGAGUGGCCUCUCCCAAGGCUCGCGACCAUCACGAUGUUGGUGGAGCGGCGGUCUCGUUUCUACCUGGUGCAGGUCAUUGGCGUUCUCACCUGCCUGACCACGCUGGUGUUCUCCCUCUACCUGGUCAGGGCAAAGGACCUGGGCAAGAGGAUGCCAGACGCUCUCAAGGUUGUUCUCACCAUGACGACCUUCCGCUUCUUCGUGGAGCACCGCCUGCCCAAGGUGCAGCACUGGACACCGUUCGACGUCUACUACGUCUCCUGCCAGGCGCUCAUCGCCUGCAUCAUCGUCUGCUUCGUCGUGGCCAAGCUGAGCGACCCGCUCGGCACCCUCGAGUGCCAGACCCGGCAGAGCGAGCACCGCGUGCUGGCGUGGAUCUUCUCCGCGUGGGCGCUGUGGCUCCUCGGCUGCGGCCUCGCCUCCCUGCUCCUGAAGUGCCUGGGGCCGCGCGGGGGCGUGCAGCGGCACCCCGGGGCUCCGCUGGGCCCGCUGGCUCGGCUCCGAGCGCUGCCGCUCGCGCACGGCAGGGAGCCCGAGCGCCGCGGCAGCACGGAUCGGCUGCCGUGGGCCGCGAGGCCGUCGGCGGGUCUGGAGACGCAGGUCGUCUCCAUCGCCUUCCGCAUAUGGCUGGUGCGCAACGUGGACCUGGUGAGCGGCACCUUCGAGUGCAAGUUCCGCGUCCUGCUCGAGUGGCUGGACGCGGACGCGAAGGGCCUGCCCAAGGGGAAGAAGGCCAAGCUGCCGGUGCCCGACAUCGCGGUCACCAACGCAAUCCAGUCGCAGAUUCUGGACGCCAGCUCCGCGCCCGAGGUGGUCGACCCGGAGACGGGGCACCUGGCCGCCCAGAGGCUCUACAAGUGCACGGUGCGGAUGGAUCAGGAGGUGCGGCUCUUUCCCUUCGACUGGCAGUGGCUCGCGAUCUCCGUGAGCCUGCGCGGCGGGGGCGAGCUCGGGCGGCCGUUCUUCUUCCAGUACUGCGAGGUCGAGGGGCAGCUGCAGCUGGACGAGUGGACUGUCCACGGCCAGCCCGCAUUUGCCACCCUCGACAGGCACGAGGCCCCGAGCCUGGAGGAUACCGUGAUGUGUGGCAUCCUCAUCAGGCGCGAGGCGCGCUACUACGUCAUAAACAUCAUGCUCAUGCUCGGUCUCAUCACGUCCCUGUGCUUCUCCGUCUACACCGUCAAGGUCCAGCUCUUCUGGGAGCGCGCCGAGAUAUUCCUGGGCAUCUUCCCAGUGAUCAUCGUGUUCAGGAUGUCCGUCCAGGGCAAGUUGCCGAAAGGCGGCUCCUCCACGCAGUUUGACUGCUACGCGAACGCGUGCACGAUCCUGUUCUUGGUGAUCGUGUUCGAGGCGAUGCUGGCGUCCUUUGCCACGGUCGCUCCCGAGUGGGUGUCGUCGACGUGCUCGCAGGACGACGCGACGGAGCUGAUCUCCACCCUGGAGGGGUGGUUCUGGUACCUGCUCGGCACCGUCUGGAUCGCGUGGAACGCGCGCUUCGCGGUGCAGUCGUGGCGUUUCUGGCGGCUGCAUCCCCUGGGGGCCCUGGGCAGCGGGGUCCUCGCCCGGACGCAGGACAGCGAGUGGGUCGCCGGCUGCUCCGCCGCCGAGCCAGACUGCAACGGCCUCGCGCCGCGCUUCUCCGCCCGGGCGGCGUCGCAGCGAGCCCAGCGGCAGAGCAUCGCCGACGCCGAGCAGGCCGCGCUGGAGCCUCGUUCCUCUCUGACCAGCGCGCCCUCGGACCUUAGCAUCUGACGCUGCCUGGCCGCAUCCCGCCUCCGCACCUGAGGCGCCGGCACCUCCGCUGGCCCGCGGCGCCGAAUUCGAGGAUAUUUGCGCGACGGGUUUCCGCCUGUCAGCCCGAGGCCUCUCUCGGGCGGGCGGCAGAACCCGAGCGCUCACUUCGCGGAGACUGGGAGGAGAGAGAUAAUCAAAGGAAGGACCCCCCUGAGCGCGUAUCUGAGCCUCGGUCCUUUGCGCAAGCACGUGCAUGAGUUGCGCAUUCUCCCGCCUCUACUCAGGGAGACGUGCGCCGCAGGUCAGCCGCGCGGUUUAACGUGAAACGUUCGGCGAGUGGUUGAACUUGUCAUCCACUUCCCCUUCCACCUUUUCCCGUCUCUUCCUUCUUCUCCUGCCUCGUCUUCCUUGUC
Prorocentrum cordatum is the source of this 9776-nucleotide messenger RNA. NCBI's taxonomy places the organism in Eukaryota, Dinophyceae, Prorocentrales, Prorocentraceae. The record is from the annotation of a GenBank genome assembly.